Molecule: messenger RNA, 3481 nt
Organism: Pocillopora damicornis (cauliflower coral)
Lineage: Eukaryota; Metazoa; Cnidaria; Anthozoa; Scleractinia; Pocilloporidae
Product: angiotensin-converting enzyme
Biological process (GO): proteolysis
Cellular component (GO): membrane
Molecular function (GO): metallopeptidase activity; peptidyl-dipeptidase activity
Source: RefSeq, a predicted model, not a curated record
AAUUAAUCAGCUUACAUCGUAACUUAGAGCGGCGUUGAGUCAUUCAAUCGCGGUGGCACCUUGUCUGAUCUCUUGCCUGUUUUCCUUACGAUGUUUUCAGUUCUGUGUUUGGUUGCUUUCACGCAACUCUCGCUUGUUGAAGCCAACAGCGAAGUGGAAGACUUUCUGAAGCAUUUUAACCAGCGCGCACCCAUAGAAGCAAGUAAAAGGGAGAUCGCAGAUUGGAAGUAUUCAACAGAUGUCUCGUCAAAAGAAGCAGCAUCCGAAAAGAAAGUAGCGACUUUGGCUUUUCAAACUUUCCUCGAAAAAGCGCGGAAGAAUGCGUCGCGAUUCAGCAAUCUUGAGGGUUUACCAGAGACACUUCAACGACAACUGAAGUUGCUUCGCACAUCUGCGACUCUGAAAGAUAGACAGCAACGGGAAGAACUCGCAAAUAUUGAGAUUGAAAUGCAGAAUAUUUAUAGUUCAUCUCAAGUUUUCGACGCAGAGACAGGGAAAAACUUGUCUUUGUCACCGAAUCUAACAGAAAUAAUGGCUUCGUCACAGAGACACGAUCGCUUGAAGUUCGCGUGGCAGGAAUGGCGUGACGUUGUUGGCCCAAAAAUUCGUCCCCUUUAUGAACGAUACGUGAACUUGUCAAACCAAGGCGCCCGCGACAACGGUUUUCGCGACUACGGCGAAUAUUGGCGAUCCUUCUACGAGGUUGAUAAUUUGCCCGAGAUCGUAGAAAACCUCUGGAAAGAUCUUGAGCCGUUUUACAAAGAAUUACAUGCGUAUGUGAGGGUUCAGCUUAUGAAGCAAUACCCUCUAGUAAAAGAGAAAGAUGCCAUCCCAGCUCAUUUGUUGGGCAAUAUGUGGGCACAAUCCUGGACGAAUAUUUAUCCGCUAGUCGAACCGAUCAAGGACAAAUCAAGCCUUGAUGUUACUAAGCAGAUGAAUGAUGAUAAUUUUACAGUAGAUCGUAUGUUUGAGAUCACCGAAUCAUUUUUCUUGUCGCUCGGAAUGGAGAAACUCCCAAAUAAUUUUGUGCAAAGAUCGAUGACCAAGAAACCCGAAGGACGCGAUGUUGUUUGUCAUGCAUCUGCCUGGGAUUUUUAUGUGGAAACCAAAGAUGGAGAAAAGGAUGUAAGAAUAAAACAAUGCACUGAGGUAACGCAAGGCUGGCUUGUCACGACACAUCAUGAGAUGGGUCACAUUUACUAUUUCUUGUCGUACUGGGAACAACCCUACAUCUUCCGUGACAGCGCAAACCCAGGAUUUCACGAAGCUGUUGGUGAUACCAUAUCUCUCUCAGUUUCUACUCCACAGCAUCUUGUUAAGAUUGGAUUGUUAAAGGAAUAUUCUCAUGACGAAGAAGCUGACAUAAACAAUCUAAUGAAGGCGGCACUCAGCAGUAUUGUUUUCUUGCCCUUUGGAUAUUUAAUCGACCAAUGGCGAUGGAAAGUUUUCGCGGGAAAAAUCCGACCGAGCGAAUAUAACACUGAAUGGUGGAAACUGAGAACUAGGUACCAGGGCAUCAAACCGCCUAUUGAGAGAACAGAAAAGGAUUUUGACCCUGGAGCUAAGUAUCACGUACCAAACGACGUGCCAUACAUACGGUACUUUAUCAGCAGCGUGUUACAGUUUCAAUUCCACAAAGCGGCCUGUAAGUUAGCAGGCGUCAAGGGGCCUCUUCACCAGUGCUCCAUCUACCAGUCUAAGGAAGCGGGCAAAAAGAUCAGCGAGAUGCUGCAACUAGGAAAGAGCAGGCCCUGGCCCGAGGCCUUAGAAAGGCUCACUGAUAAGAGGACUAUGGAUGUGAGACCCAUGAAAGAGUACUUCUGGCCCUUGUAUUUGUGGCUCAGAAAACAAAGAUGCACCAGAAAGUAUGCCAUUGGUUGGCCUGAAAAUCCGGGACCUGAGGAUGACCCAUGCGUGGUUCCAACGACUUUGCCAGACACGGACACUCGACCGGUAACCACAGUAAGACCGCAUGCGCAUGCGUGGUCUUUGAACUCCGCUGGCACAUUGACAAUGACUAUCGCUUCACUUUGUUUGGUAUUCUCCGCUUUCUACAAACAAAUGCGUGAGAAUGCGACCAAUUUCGAUACCUCAAAGCUCUCAGCAGACACCGCGCGUCAGAUCAAGUUCAUUACUUCAACCGCAACUCCGAAGGAUGCCGAAACGCUGAGGAAGCUAACAGAGUUAGAGUCGGAAAUGGAAGAGAUAUACAGCACGGGAAAAGUGGAUGACAAAGGAAAAAAACUUUCUCUGAACCCCGACCUUUACAAGAUUUUGUCUACGGAGCGUAAUUACGAUCGGCUACUGUUCGCUUGGAAAGGUUGGCGGGAUGCAGUUGGCCCGAAGCUCCGAAAUAAAUACACUGAAUUUGUGAGACUGAAGAAUGAAGGUGCUACAGAAAACGGUUGGAAAGACAUUGGUCAAUAUUGGCGGUCUUGGUACGAAGUUGAAGACCUGGAAGGAAUGGUGGAGGGAUUUUGGAACAAACUGAGGCCCCUCUACCAAGAAUUGCACGCCUAUGUGCGUUACAAGUUGAGCAAAAAAUAUCCGCAAAUGUCUACAGAUGGGCCCAUUCCGGCACAUCUGCUUGGCAACAUGUGGGCGCAGUCAUGGGUGAAUAUCUACGAUCUGGUUGAACCCUACAAAGGAAAGCCGAGUUUAGAUGUGACAGCAAAUAUGAAGAAGCAAAAUUAUAAUGCUGAUAAGAUGUUCAGACUGGCGGAGUCCUUCUUCACGUCGAUUGGACUUGAACCGCUCCCCAGCUCUUUCUACAACAACUCCAUGAUAACCAAACCCGAAGGCCGUGAAGUUAUCUGUCACGCGUCAGCGUGGGAUUUCGGCAUCAAUAAAGAUGUCAGAGUCAAGCAAUGCACUACUGUUACACACAAUUACUUGGUAACCACGCACCACGAGCUAGGGCACAUCCAGUAUUACUUGCAGUACAAGGACCAACCUAACGUCUAUCGCACUGGAGCCAACCCUGGUUUCCAUGAGGCAGUUGGAGACACCAUGUCCUUGUCGGUUGAUACGCCACAGCACUUGCAGAAAAUUGGUUUGCUGAAGGAGGUCAGCAAUGAUACUGAAUCCGACAUAAACGCCUUGAUGAAGAUGGCCCUGCGUAAGGUGGCUUUCCUUCCUUUCGGAUUCUUGAUCGACCAAUGGAGAUGGAAAGUUUUCAGCGGUAAGAUCACUGAGGAGAAUUACAAUACCGCGUGGUGGGAACUGAGGACUAAGUACCAGGGAAUAGAACCUGCUGUGGAAAGGACAGAAAAUGACUUUGAUCCUGGAUGCAAAUAUCACAUUCCAGCUAAUACACCAUACAUCAGGUACUUUAUGAGCUACGUGCUACAAUUCCAGUUCCACAAGGCCGCCUGUGAGGCAGCCGGACAUACGGGACCUUUGCAUACCUGCUCCAUCUACGAGUCUAAAGAAGCGGGAAAGAAGAUCGGGGAUAUGCUGAAGAUGGGAAAAAGCAAGCCUU